This is a messenger RNA of Aspergillus fumigatus Af293, 1701 nucleotides long. RefSeq names its product putative RSC complex subunit Sfh1. Gene Ontology annotation, molecular function: transcription coregulator activity; zinc ion binding. The record is from RefSeq and is a predicted model, not a curated record. Gene Ontology annotation, cellular component: nucleus; nuclear chromosome; RSC-type complex. Gene Ontology annotation, biological process: chromatin remodeling; regulation of transcription by RNA polymerase II. Lineage: Eukaryota; Fungi; Ascomycota; Eurotiomycetes; Eurotiales; Aspergillaceae.
AUGUCCCCCCUCAGAGGCUAUAUCACGUCCUAUCCUCCGCGAAUACGCCAGUACGGGAACGCAUUACUCACGCCAGUCAUUCCGCAGACUCAAGUUGGUCCGACGCCGCGAACGACAAAACGAGGCACUACUGCGGUGAACUAUGCCGAGGAUGGCUUCGACGAUGAUGACUUUGAGGACAGUGAAGGCCCCAGAAGGCCCACAGGUCUAAGAAGUCUACGGCGCGAAGAGUCGGCAACAGACAAGACCCCCCUGGCGGAGAAGUUGGGAAAAGAAAUCCAUGCUCCUGUGGAGGUUCAGGGAGUUUUCCGCGACUGGAUGAUUAAGAGGAUGUUGCGACCAGCUUGUGCCGACCAGCUACAAAUUCAAGCGCAACUCCCCCUGACUCUCAUCCCGAUUCGUAUCGACUUGGAGGUCCCAGCGCAUCAGCCUCUCGAGCCAUUUCCCAUGCCGCGUGGCGUGGUGGAUCCCGGUAUCAACCCUACCCUUCCCGGAUAUCGAAGACCAGAUCCCCUGCCCGCCUUCCGCAUCAAAGAUACGUUUCUGUGGAACCUUCAUGAAGCUCUGGCGACUCCUGAAGAAUUUGCCAUGGGCUUCGUGCGAGACUUGGACCUACCGAACCCUCAAGCGAUGACUCUGGCAAUCAGCAAUCAGAUACGCCAGCAGUUAGAGGAGUACGCGGGUGUUGCGCUACAUCCAUUAUUUCAAAGUACACAAUCGUCGAAGCCCGCUCCGACUUCGCAGACAAAUCCAUCUCGGGAUGUGUCCGCAACGCCAGUUCCUACGCAAGCUGCAACACCAGACAACAGGGCGAUUGGUGUUUCGGUAACAAAAGAAGCACUAGUUAACGACAGUAUACUAAACCCGGAUGAUGCAUAUCGGUGCCUAAUCAACCUCAACAUCAAUCUGCAGAACAGGCUGUACACAGAUAAGUUUGAGUGGUCCUUGUUACACCCUCCCGGCAUGGCAGAGGAAUUCGCGCAGGUCACCUGCGCCGACCUAGGCCUGGGCGGCGAGUGGGUUGGAGCCAUUGCGCAUGGUAUCUACGAAGCUGUCUUGAAAUUGAAGAAGGAAGUGUGUGAGAGCGGAGGGAUGAUCAGUGGCAUGGGUGGGUAUGGAAAUGAGAUCGAUAACCAAGCUGCCAAUGGCACCGAGGCUGGUUGGCGGUAUGAUCCCGAAGGACUAGGCGAUGAAUGGGAACCUAAGGUAGAGACUCUUUCAAAGGAAGAGAUUGAGAAGCGAGAAGGAGACCGCGAGCGCCAGAUCAGACGUCUACGACGAGAAACAGCCCGGUUCUCUUCCACCGCCGGCAUCACACCAGAUAUGUCGCGGCAGGGCAGUGGUUAUUUCGACGUCGAUAGUGAGACACCGCUGGGUAGAGGAGAACGUAGCAAGCGAAAGAGGCGCUUCCGCAGCCUCAGCCCGUCGGGAAGGGGAGGCACUCCUGGUGGACGGGGCACACCAGAUACCGGUUCGGGGGCUGGAUAUGGCGGAGGUGGAGGUACAUUAUCGGAUUGGGAACGUCAGAGUUGGAGAUGCAGCAACUGCAUGGUAUGGGGUUCUGCGGUCUGGGCAGUACGAGAUGGUCCUGCUGGUCCAAGGACUCUUUGCCACAAUUGCGGCCUAUUGUACGAACGUGACAAGGUCACCCCGGAGUGGUCAAGAGAUUUGCAUCGCCACGAUGUACCAGUUGGUCGGUAG